Messenger RNA from Onychomys torridus (southern grasshopper mouse), 2337 nucleotides. Its product is annotated as zinc finger protein 431-like. Gene Ontology annotation, biological process: negative regulation of transcription by RNA polymerase II. The transcript is spliced from 4 exons. The record is from RefSeq and is a predicted model, not a curated record. NCBI's taxonomy places the organism in Eukaryota, Metazoa, Chordata, Mammalia, Rodentia, Cricetidae. The coding region runs from base 61 to 1881 and encodes 606 amino acids. Gene Ontology annotation, molecular function: DNA-binding transcription repressor activity, RNA polymerase II-specific.
UGCUGGGCUGAGAACGGCCUCUGAGAGCCUCGAGGAGAACGGGUGAGCUCGGAAUCCGCCAUGGAAGCAGUGACCUAUGAGGAUGUACAUGUGAACUUUACUCAUGAAGAAUGGGCUUUGCUGGAUCCUUCCCAGAAGAGUCUCUACAAAGAUGUGAUGCUGGAAACCUAUUGGAACCUCACUUCUAUAGGUUACAAAUGGGAAGACCAUAAUAUUGAAGAACACUGUCAGAGCUCUAGAAGAAAUGGAAGCAGGUGUGUCAUCUGUCACUCUGAAUACAAGGCAUGUGAGCAUAAGGGAUAUGGAAAGAAGCAUUGUAGUUCUGUCUCUCUCAGAGUAACUGGAAGAUAUGUGGUAGUCCCCACUAUGAGAAGACAUGAUGACUGUGAUGCGAGUUUACAAUUAAUUGGUUUAUCAACUUCAGUGGGAAUUCAUCAACAAACUCACAUUGGAGAAAAACCUUAUGAGUACAAGAAAUAUGGAAAUUCAUUUCUCUCUACUGGUUCACUGUGCACAUGUGGUGUGGCUCACAGUAUAAGAAAAUGUUGUGAAUGCAAUCUGUGUGAUCAAAUUCUGUGUUCUUCAAGUUCUCUUCAAAGAUAUGAAAAAGCUCAUGUGGGAAAAGAAAAUAAUAAAUGUGAGUCACCUACUAAAGGCUUUAGCCAUUACAGGCAUCUUCAAACACACCACACAACUAACAAUAAAGAGGCUCUCUAUGAGUGUAAUCAACAUGAUAAAGCCUUUAUAUCUGAUUGUUGUUUAAAGGUACACCAAAGAACUCAUUUGGAAGGAAUACACUCUGAGUAUGGUCAAAGUUAUAAAGUUUUUGCAUGUCCAAAUCUUCUUCAAGUAGAUAGAAUUCAAACUAGAGAGAAAAGGUAUGGAUAUGAUCAAUGUGAUAAAGUCUUUGCAUGUCCCACUUAUCUUCAAAUACAUAAUAGAAGUUAUACUGGGGAGAAAGCCUAUAAAUGCAAUCAGUGUGGCAAAGCCUUUGCUUAUAACAGUCAUUUUCUUACUCAUCUAAAAAGUCAUACUGGAGAGAAACCAUAUGAAUGUAAUCAGUGUGGUAAAGCAUUUGCACAUAAGAGCUAUCUUCGAAGUCAUGAGAGAAUUCAUACUGGAGAGAAACCCUAUGAAUGUAAUCAGUGUGGUAAAGCCUUUACAUGGAAGAAGACACUUCACUGUCAUGAAAGAAGUCAUACUGGAGAGAAACCCUAUAAAUGUAAUGAAUGUGGUAAAGCCUUUGCAAAGAAGACAAGUCUUCACAGUCAUGAAAUAAUUCAUACUGGAGAGAAGCCCUAUGAAUGUAAUCAGUGUGGUAAAGCCUUUGCACUGCAGAGUAGUCUUCACAGUCAUGAAAGAAUUCAUACUGGAGAAAAACUCUAUGAAUGUAAUCAAUGUGGUAAAGGCUUUGUCCAGAAGAGUAGUCUUCUCAGUCAUGAAAGAAGUCACAAUGGAGAGAAACCCUAUGAAUGUAAUGAAUGUGGUAAAGCAUUUGUGCAUAAGAGUUAUCUUCGCAGUCAUAAAAGAAUUCAUACAGGAGAGAAACCCUAUGAAUGUAAUCAUUGUGGUAAAGCCUUUGCACAGAAGAGAAGUCUUCACAAUCAUGAAAUAAUUCAUACUGGAGAGAAACCCUAUGAAUGUAAUCAAUGUGGUAAAGCCUUUACACGGAAGAGUAGUCUUCUCAGUCAUGAAAGAAUUCAUACUGGAGAGAAACCCUAUGAAUGUAAUGAAUGUGGUAAAGCCUUUGCACAGAAGAAAUACCUUCUUAGUCAUAAAAUAAUUCAUACUGGAGAGAAACCCUAUAAAUGUAAUCAAUGUGGUAAAGCCUUUGCACAUAACAGUAAUCUUCUUAGUCACAAAAGAAUUCAUACUGGAUAGUACCACAUGGAUGUAAUCAAUGUGGUAGUUCCAGAUGUGAGUUGCCAUGUGGGUGCUGGAAGCUGAACUGUGUUUUCUACAAGUGGUACUUGUUAGAGUCCAGCUCCAUAGGAGUUCAGAUCCCAAAGAGGAGAACAGGCAUCAGAAGAGGAAGGAGACUGCCAUGAUUUGAGGGUGAAUCAGGAUAGCUGCUGCUUCAUUGAAAAAAGAUUACAUCUUUUACACUCUGGAUGCAAAACUCAGUUAUGGCAAUAAACAUGAGUACAAUGCAAUAUUUAAGAAUCCAGGGAAUGUUGUGGCUCAGGGAAAAGCCCCUGUGUAUGGUUUUUUCUAGAGGUAAUUCAAAAGGAAGAACUCAGCUUUCUGGAGUACACAGAAGGUGUGGUAAAGGCCACAUUGGACUGAAGAAUGUAGAUCAUCAAGGGACAGACUAGGUAAACUUUUGUCAUUGGGAAG